GGCGCGGGACAGCCGGGCAUGGCGGCCGACCCGGGUCGCGGGGCUCGCUGGGCGGUCGGGCUGUGGCGGACCUGCAACGCGCUCAUGGCCGCUUUCUUCGCGCUGGCAGCCUUCGUGCAGGUCAACGACCCGGACGCUGAGCUGUGGGUGGUGGUGUACAUGAUACCUGCUGUGCUGACCCUGCUUGUUGGAUUUAACCCACUUGUCACCGGUAGCUUUAUUUGGAAGAGUGUUUCUGCAGCACACAUCUUGUUCUGCCUGGUGUGGGCUGCCGGCUUGGCGUGCUCCCUCUUGCUACACGCACAGCACAGUAUCCUACACGAGGAAGAAGGCAGGGAGCUGUCUGGCCUAGUGAUUAUCACAGCAUGGAUGAGCCUCUGCUACAGUUCCUCAAAGAAUCCAGUUGGUGGAAGAAUUCAGCUGCUUCUUGCCAUUGUAAUAGCUCUUUUCCCAUUUAUCUCAUGGGUCUACAUAUACAUAAACAAGGACAUGCGGUCUUCCUGGCCAUCACACUGCAAGACAGUAAUUUGAAUGGGCCUAAGAAUGGUGUUCUACAAGUGAGAAUAUGCAAUUUCUUGUAAACACUGGGGUAACUGAAUGGUUUUCCAGUUUAUUUCAGGUAGUGUGAGCUGAUACAAGAGGUAGUGUGAUCUAAGAACAAGAGAUUUAUAAAAGCUUUUGAGAACUUUUAGGACUCCCUGGGCUACAUUGUAAGAAUGAGGUCUGUUGUGCUCUGGCUGCUUUUCCUGAGAGGAACUGUGCUACGUGUAGUCCAAAGGCACAAGAAUGCAAGAUAAGAAAUGUGACUUGCUGGGCACAGCUAAUGACAUCCUUGAUGGCCAUUAGCUUCUCAGAAGGCUGAGGCAGGAGGUUUGCAGCCAGCCUGGGCAACACGACAAGGCCUUAAGAUAAAUAAAGCAUAAAAAUAAAUGCAUUAUCUAUGUGCCUUGGGCAAAUAUACUGGAUAAACAUCCUGGUGGUUAUUUUCUUAUCUAUAAAAUGGAAUAUCAGACCUGCUACUUACCCAAUUGCUACAAUCAAACUAUAUAUGAAAGUACUCUAAAAAUAUGAAGCUGCAAAUUUCAAAGGGCUACAUGUGAUUCAAAUAGGAACACUGAACUCAAGGUAGGUUCUAGAGAGACCUACAGCACUAAACUAAUCCCAUGAUACUGAGCCAGUUCAGUGGCAGGACAAGGAUUCCAAUUGAACCAAAUCAACCACCAUCUCUUGGAAUAAAAGGAUGUUGAGGGGAAAAAGGAACUUGGAACUAAUCAAGAAGGAUAUAGAGAAUAUUAAUUACUCAUGAUUAAUUACUCAUUAUUCCAAGAAAUAAGGCUAAAAUGUUCACUUUUUAAAAAAUGAGUAUCUGAAGUGACCCAAGGGAGGAAGUCAUUUUUUAAAGCUGUUCUCCCCACAAUGACAGCCAGUACAUGGUGAUUGAGUGCUUGAAAUGUGGCUAAGGGACUGAGAAAGUUAAUUUUCAGUGUUUCCCAUUUUCAUUUUUAAAACAAUAUUCAAUUAUUAGAAAGUAUUUGUGUGUGCCUGGAACAACUUGGGAGUGUGAAUCUACUUUUUCAGCAGGAAUUUGUAAAACUACGUGCAGAUCAAGUCUUUGGAACAAUUUAGUAUUCAAAUUAAUGGGCUGUUAAGUAUAAAAUACACAUCACAUUUUAAAGAAAUUAUACUAAAGGAAUGUCAAAUAUUUUUACA
Molecule: messenger RNA, 1710 nt
Organism: Octodon degus (degu)
Lineage: Eukaryota; Metazoa; Chordata; Mammalia; Rodentia; Octodontidae
Gene: Tmem220
Product: transmembrane protein 220
Exons: 6
Coding region: 19-531 (170 amino acids)
Source: RefSeq, a predicted model, not a curated record